AUGAAUCGUCAUCUCUCCGGACCGAAUCGUCAUAAUAGUUCGUUGAAAGUCGUCGAUUUCAUUCAAAGCGAUCCCGAAUCGGCAGAAAGUGACAUUGUGUUGGAAGCGAUGGUGGCCGUGCAGAAGGAAAUGGAAUUUAUUUUCCCGUUGAAUUCGGUGCGCAUCUUUCCAAUUGGGCCAACAGCUGACGGAUGUGAAGCGAAAACGUCGGGAUUACAUGCGAUAAUCGUUUUGAAUGAGAAAUUCCCGGACGAAUGGGAUGAU
Messenger RNA from Mesorhabditis belari, 264 nucleotides. NCBI's taxonomy places the organism in Eukaryota, Metazoa, Nematoda, Chromadorea, Rhabditida, Rhabditidae. The record is from the annotation of a GenBank genome assembly.